AUGUUGCUCUACUUUUCCCUCAUUACUCCAGUCUCUUCUUUUCUUUGGGAUAUAUGGGGAGUCUCUCCUGGUAAAUGGUGUCGUGAUUAUUAUUAUUGGGAAAGCGUUGGACCGAGUGAGCUUAUAGAUAUGCAAGACGGUAUGAAGAUCGCGGGAGGACUCCAAGAUUAUUGUAAGAAAGAAGACGUAACAUUAAUGUACGUUGCUACUCCACCUGAGCGUAAUCCGCUAUACAAGAAAAUCGACCACUGGAUUUUCAAAGAUUGCCUCAAUUUUAUCAAAGACACUAUCAUAUUCAAAAUGUAUUAUGAAUUGCGAGAGCGCUCAAACCUUUGGAGCUUUGCAAAAGAAUUUGCCCAAAUAAGCGACACCAAAGAACUUCAUCUGCCACUUUGUAAGGUAAAUUUAGGAGCCAUUUGUCAAAAAUCUACCAAUAUAGCAAGUGUGAGCUGCUACAUAUGA
Cylicocyclus nassatus is the source of this 462-nucleotide messenger RNA. The record is from the annotation of a GenBank genome assembly. NCBI's taxonomy places the organism in Eukaryota, Metazoa, Nematoda, Chromadorea, Rhabditida, Strongylidae.